GGUGUUUAAGAGACGAAGAGGCAGGAAGUUUGUCUGAUUAUUGCCGGAGACAUUUUGCAUUAAGCAGGUCACUGAAUGAGUCCAGAUGUAAGUUUUCUCCACAAUGUGGAUACUUUUGUCUGCUGGAUCAUAGGAACAGUCCUGUAAAAUCUAAGAAGAAAGGCAUUACUGAACAUGGUGUGGUGGAGCUUGUGUAUCAGUCUGUACUGUCGUCGAUCGAGUGCACCUUUCCAGCUAUUUCUGUUCACAGUGGUCACAUUUGGUGUGGUCCUUCCUGUUGUCUGCCAUAGGCUGCUGUAUUCCUACUAUUACCUGAAGAAAUGGUACCUAAGCCCCAUGAGUCAUGACUUCCUGAAAAAGAACCUGAAGGAGGCAGAGGAUGCUGUUCAGUACUUUCAAAGAAUGCACCCAGAAAUACUGCAGAGUCCAAAGGCACAGGACGAACGUUUCCCAAAGCCAUGGUUAGUGGUCACUGUGGUAACAGUCCAGAGGAAGGCUGAGUAUCAUUACCUUAUGCAAGUGGUUGCCAAAUUCCACCAACUUCUCCAGAACUGCAGUCACUGUGGGAGUAAUCGCAUUUUACUCUGCAAUGUUGAGGAGGAGCCAGAACAUAAUGAAGAAGCCAGGGUCCUGAAAAAAUUUUUCCCCACCAUAGAGCGUUUUAAAGACCCCAAAGACUUGCUUGGCUUCAAAGUCAACAGCCAGUUUGAAAAAGAGAAACAGGACUACCAGUACUGCAUGAAGAAUGCUUUGAGCCGAUUUGAUCCGAAAUAUGUUCUUAUGGUAGAAGAUGAUGCCUUACCUGAAGAUGACAUCUUUGAUGUUCUCAAUCACCUCUUGACCCAGCGAAGGUCUAAGACAAAGUUAGAAAAUGCUUUAUAUAUAAAGUUGUACCAUCCUGAGAGACUCCAGCGAUAUAUUAAUCCAGAACCUAUGCGCAUCCUAGAAUGGAUUGGAGUGGGCAUGAGUGUAGGUCCCCUUUUGAUGUUUCUUUAUUUGAAAAUGUUUAGCAAGUCUGGGAAACCAUGGCAACUUUUCCUUUAUUUUAUGAUAUACAUUAUGCUCCUUGUGGAGCUAGUAGGGCGUCAUUACUUUCUUGAACUCCGAAGACUAUCCCCGCAGUUCUACAGUCUUGUUCCAGUAACUGAGUGUUGUACACCUGCUAUGCUGUUCUCAGCACAGUCAGCUCAACGUGUUCUUGGGUACCUAGAUACAGUACAGUGCCAGAGUGGAUUUGCAAAGGAUACAGCACUGUACUCAUUUUUGAGGGAAAGGCAUGAGUAUGCCUUUGUUGUUGAGCCAAAUCUUGUCCGACAUAUUGGACUGUUUUCUACUCUCAGAGGACUGACAAUAGAUCCUAAACUCCUGUAAGUUUAUCACUGAAUGUGUAUAUAUCCACAUAUGAAUGUGUGUCAUCUCAGAAUUGGCCAUUAAUUGAAGAUGAGCUUCUUAAUGUUCUCAUAGUCAACACUAGUCCUCACUCUCUGGUCACAGAACCACAGUGAAACCAGGUCAGUGAUCAUUCCAGAUCUAGUAACCAGUGGGCUUUAACAAAGUGAAUUACCAUGAUACCAGCUAUUGCACUGUAAUUCAAACAGUCCGUCAUACUUCUGCAGGCAGAAUGUGGACAUUUUGUUUUACCCGACCUCACUAAGAUUGCUCAGUUCUUUGAAUAUGUAAAAUAAUUUAGGUGAUUACACUUUGACACUGUAUGUUAUCUGUACUUCAUUUCAUUGUAGAGCUCAUUAUGUUUCACUUAAUAUAUCUCUGUAUUUUUCACUAAUUUCUGUGCAUUUCAGGAGUUAUAAUUGUGAGUCAAAAACUGUUGAUCUAAUCAGAUGUCAUUCAGAUAUUUUGAAAGUAUAAAUAUUUUCUCAAGUCACAAAUGUGGAAAUUUGAAAUGGUGCUUUUAAGGGACCCUCUGAAGUGGGUGGAAACCUGAGACCGUCAUUUAUGCUUCUUUCAUGUUUUUCAGUAGUCUGUGUCCAACACUGGGAAACAUGCAUUAUUGUUACAGUUUGAGCAGGAUGUAUUUAUGCAACAGUUAAGGGAACUUCUACCUCAUUGUCUCUACUUCUUUCUACUCACUCUGCAAUUUUGGAUCUCCUGACAUUCUUUGUUGGUUCUUUCAUUUUGUACUAUGAAAGCACACACUUCAUUGUGCAUGUACGUUGCAUACCACAAGUCAAGAAAACCACAGUAGCUGGCUUUUGUUUUUUGUUUGGAAACACCUGUAACAAAAUUGACAGAUUUUUCAGAUAGCAGCAUUUUUAUUCAUUACUUCAUCAGCUAGAAAGAGAAGCCUGAAGUCUUCAUCAAUCCCAACACCAGUUCCUACUGGUAUAAGUUUAGCAACUGACAGAGAGUUUAAAAAGUAGUGCUGUAAGGUACAUUAUUGAUCUGCCACUUAAUAAUUUUAUGCAGGUAUCAAAAGUGCCUUGUAGUAGUUUUAAUUUGGGUUUUCCCAUAGUUGCAUUCACUUGGGUUACCAUUAGCGGAGAGAAGUCUUGUGUUUACCUUUGGGGGUUAAUUAUGAAUGCUCUGUAGAACUAUGCCUUUCUCCUUUCGGGGAGUGUCCUGUAGUUGUAGGAUGUGGCAUUUUGGGUUACAUUACAAAGAGAAGUUCAAGCUCAUCCUCUUGUUAAGCUUUUUAUUGGUUAUGCUUGUGAUGUUGUUCUCAGUCCCUGUGACUAGUCUGCAUAACAUGGAACUGCAUUGGUCAGAUGACUACCUGCAACUGCAGAGCCAACAUUCUUUUUAGGAUCUCCUUGUUGUUUUGGAUCUAUGCUUCUGUCCUGCGAUAAGUGAGUCUUAUAUCGAGAAACUACAGAUGAGCUUUCCUUUUAUUCUUACCAACUUGAUGCAGUCUGUGACUUUGGAUACAACACUGGAGAGGUGUAGAAACUGAUGCAGUCUGUGACUUUGGAUACAACACUGGAGGGGUGUAGAAACUGAUGCAGUCUGUGACUUUGGAUACAACACUGGAGGGGUGUAGAAACUGAUGCAGUCUAUGACUUUGGAUACAACACUGGAGGGGUGUAGAAACUGAUGCAGUCUGUGACUUUGGAUACAACACUGGAGAGGUGUAGAAACUGAUGCAGUCUGUGACUUUGGAUACAACACUGGAGAGGUGUAGAAACUGAUGCAGUCUGUGACUUUGGAUACAACACUGGAGAGGUGUAGAAACUGAUGCAGUCUGUGAAUUUGGAUACAACACUGGAGAGGUGUAGAAACUGAUGCAGUCUGUGACUUUGGAUACAACACUGGAGAGGUGUAGAAACUGAUGCAGUCUGUGACUUUGGAUACAACAUUGGAGAGGUGUAGAAACCGAUGCAGUCUGUGACUUUGGAUACAACACUGGAGAGGUGUAGAAACCGAUGCAGUCUGUGACUUUGGAUACAACACUGGAGGGAUGUGGAAACCAGUUUAAGGGCUAGUUAGUCUAGAACUGCUGAAAUUCAUUAAACAAAUAUUUCCACUUUAAACCUCUUGUGUCAAGGGGAGGAUUCUUGACCUUUCAGGCAAUGGAAACAGACUUAAGUCCGAACCUGUACACUGAGAUGAGAAAUUCAGGUAAUGGUAUGGUACCUAAGCCAGAAAGAGGGGCUUGGCUGAUACUUUCCCUCAUGUAGGUGCUGUCUGCGUACAGCAGUGAGCUACCAGCUGGGGAUCCUACAGAUGGUCCGAGUCCUGGGAGACUCCUACAAUCUGGUGAAUAUUCUGUAUCUUAGCUUAAGCCCUCUUAUGAACCUUUGGUUAAAGAAGGAUGUUAUUUGGCUGUAGUCUGUGGGCUGAUAUGCUUUCUUUUCAAGAGAAUGCAGUGAUACUAAAGUUAUACACAUGUCAGCAGAGAAAGGAGGGAGUUAGAAAUAAUAUUUCUUGUUAGGAUGUGUUAGAAGAUUGUUGUGCAUGUUUCCCUAAUUCUUCUCUGUUGAAAUAGAGUUGAGCAUGGAAAGGACAAAGGGGAUUCUCUUUACUCUGAGGUGGUCCAAAAUAAAUUGAUUCCAGGCCUUUGGCUUUUGACUUAUUCAGAGAUUUUUUCUUACCAUUGGUAGUGUCAUCACAGGGGCAAAACAUUGACGGCCACCUCAUGAUGGUAUUGAAGGAUAAAUCCCAGACUAUGGCCCAAGUGACUCAAGUUCAGUUAGUGGCUUUGGUGAUUGAAAGAGCUGGCAGUGAGGAUGGGUAUGUCUGACUUAGGGGAGGGGGCACAGUGGGUCACAUGCUGUAGCAGUCAUUAGGAAGAAGGUGGUCCACAACCUGCAGGCAGGUGGUAUGUGUGUUGCACCAUGGCUCUGAUGGGGUGGUAGCCUGUAUUGAGUAUGUGUGUGGGAGCAUGCACUUGCAUAAGUGUAAGGUAUGGUGGCGCCCCUCAGGUGUUGCCUGUAUUGCAGGUGAUAUGUCCUUCUACACAGAGAUAGGGUUAGGAUAAUAUAGAAAAUGCGCUCAUAACUGGAAUGCCAUUGAACAUAUAGGCAACCAUCAUAGUUGCCUAAAUGACAGCACCACUUGGCAGCUCUUGCCUUAGUGGAAGGAUGAAUCUCCACUUCUAGGGAAUGAAUGGACUCAAAUCCUGUAAAAGGGAGUAUCAGUGUUUGACAAGUACAGAAGGAAAAAGUACCAAAAAAAAGAAGAAAAAGAAAAGGGGCACAACAUCUACAUCCCUCCAAAGGUGGGGUUACUGCUGUAAUAGCCACUCUUCUGCCAUUGACUCUCUCCACAGAGAGAGAGAGAACUCAGUAGACUUACUGUUAAAUUCCAUAGCUCAUUUUUAUACUGCAUUUAGGUUGUCUACUGUAUUAGCAUUCAAUAAUAACACCUUUUAGCUUCUUUGAGUACUGAACAUCAAGGCAACUGUCUCUUACUGUCAUGCUAGCUCUCUUUUGAAAUACUUGGCUUUCACAAAACAAUCCAUCUCUUCCAUCAGUGGAUUAUGAAAGCUUUAAUCAAAAAAGGCAUAGCAUCAAAUGUUUGUAAUAUGUUUUUUUUUCUGUUUGCAGGUUCAUAGGUAUAUACUAGGCUACUGACCAUCUGGGCCUUUUAUAAGCCUACCAGCAACCCAGUUGUGACCCCAUGUAUCGAGAUGACCAAAAAUUUCUAUGAAAACAAUUAUCUUUUUUUUUUUUU
This is a messenger RNA of Protopterus annectens (West African lungfish), 5127 nucleotides long. RefSeq names its product post-GPI attachment to proteins GalNAc transferase 4 (gene PGAP4). Gene Ontology annotation, molecular function: glycosyltransferase activity. The transcript is spliced from 2 exons. NCBI's taxonomy places the organism in Eukaryota, Metazoa, Chordata, Ceratodontiformes, Protopteridae. Gene Ontology annotation, cellular component: Golgi membrane. Gene Ontology annotation, biological process: GPI anchor biosynthetic process. Bases 175 to 1371 code for a protein of 398 amino acids. The record is from RefSeq and is a predicted model, not a curated record.